Messenger RNA from Rhagoletis zephyria (snowberry fruit fly), 4600 nucleotides. RefSeq names its product homeobox protein onecut (gene onecut). Gene Ontology annotation, biological process: regulation of transcription by RNA polymerase II. Gene Ontology annotation, molecular function: DNA-binding transcription factor activity, RNA polymerase II-specific; RNA polymerase II cis-regulatory region sequence-specific DNA binding. NCBI's taxonomy places the organism in Eukaryota, Metazoa, Arthropoda, Insecta, Diptera, Tephritidae. Gene Ontology annotation, cellular component: nucleus. The record is from RefSeq and is a predicted model, not a curated record.
UUUGUAUUUUUUCAGAUGUGCCUAAAAGUAUGCUGUUCUUUUCGAAUCAAUGUAGAAUGCAAUUGAAAGCAUACAUACUAUAGUUUCCCCUCCGAAAUCUACAGUUAUUCGAAUGUACGUAUAUAUGCACGUAUGUAGUUUAAGGGUUGCGUAUGAAAUUCUCAAAUGAAAAACUUACGCAAUUCCAUCAUUAAGAUGAGUAUGGAGUCGAUAAGCGAGAUCAUCGACCACCAAUCGCUCACUAGUCAACUGGUCGAUGACGCGAGCGAUUUGAUUGCCACUGAUUCAUUUGUAGCUGUAGCUAGUCGGCGUGCUGUCCACGUCGGCGUCGAUCAAACGUCGUCGCCGCAUAACGAAUCGCUAAUUGUGGGUAAUCGCACGCCGUCGUCGUCACCAGCACCUGCACUCGCUGCGCACGACAUUAUCGUAGACGAUCACAAUGUAGUGGCGCACACAGUGGUGACGACCAGCGAUGGCACCAUCACCGACGUAGAGGGUGCUGGCCCGGUCGUCAUGGUACGUACAAUCAUCGAUGGCCUCAGCCACAGCCCGGUGCAUUCGACAUUUCAGACGGAAGCGACGGUUGGCGUUCAAAGUCAGGCGCAACAGCAACACACGCAUAAUCACAGCCAGCAACAUCACCUGCACCAGCACCAGCACCAACAUCAGCAUCAGUUGGUGACGUGUCAUCAGCAACUGUGUCGUAUAACGAAUGUUCACCAAAGUCAACAGCACCAACACAACCACCACCAUCGCCAAGAUGAUCGGUUGCACACCGGCAGUCCCGUGGACUUUGUAGGGUCUGAUGUCGCCUUGGAUGAAUUAACAGUUGGCUCAUCACCAAACCAAGGCGGCACAAACAUUAUUGGCGUUAAACAGGGGGAGAAAGUAGUGAUACUCGAACCGAAUGAAGUGGUUAAAAGUAGAAGCGGCAAACGGAGAAAUGAACUCACUAACACGGGUGGUGGGGCACAUUUGCAUCAGGGCAGGGAGAGUGGUGGCUUAAAGGUAUCCAACCAAAUUGAUGUUGAUGUAGGUGUUAGUGGGAUCGAUGAUCUGUCAUCCGAUGCGGUGGAGGUGACAUUAAAUCAACAUCAUCAUCAACAGCAGCAGCAACUGCUGCAACAUCAUUACGUUAGUGGUGGAAAUAGGAGUAGCUGUAGUGCGUUAACGCAGCAUUUGCAACAUCACGACCAUGUUCAUGGUCAGCAGAUGGUUGGCUCAAACAAUCAACAGAGAAACGACCAUCAUUCUGCGCAGCAAACAAUCGGGAACCACCACCAUCAAACGUCGCAUCACGAAGCUUUAUCCGUGAUUGUGCAGCAGCAAGAGGAUUCCCGCGAUUCCGCUUCUCAGAUGCUCAGUCCUGAGCUAGGUGUGGUCAGUGUCGGGGUGGUUGGAGACAAUUCACUGGAGCCGACCACUUACCAAACGCUGACGUCCGUAAAUGAACGCAUGUCACCACCAAGUUUUAGCCCGACGUCCUCGUAUGCAACACUCACACCGCUGCAACCUUUACCACCCAUUUCGACAAUGUCCGAAAAGUUUGCCUAUGGCGGCCAUAUAAACGGAGGCGGCGUGGGUGUAGGCAGUGGGGGAGUCGGUGGCGAUGCUAGUAGCAAUAGCAAUUCCUCAUCGGGUGGCGUGGGCCCAUUUGCAGUGAUGCCGCAUCCGAGUAGUCUCGGUGGACUCAGCUUAAGCAGCCUGAGCGGCGUGCAGUCUCCAUACUCAUCAUAUGACAAACUGCCAUCCAUGGGUAUGCCAAUGUCCCCGCCUCAAAAUUAUGCAACUUCACCAUCUAACACAAUAUCCGGCAUGGUGGUGGCAUGCGAGCUUCAUACGACAUCUCCAAGUCCAUGCCGUGCACUUUCGCCGCAAUCUGCUUACAGCCAUUCGACAGAAUUCCAUUCACCUACACUAUCCACAUGUAAAACAACCAGCAGCGGAAUUCGCACUGGUAAUGCUAACAGCAAUAGUAGCCUUAUCACAGGAACUAAAACUCUGAAAAUGCAACAGUCCGAUCCCCAGAAGCAGGCUAUAUGCCUUUCACCGCAUGUCACGAUUGUCAAUGGCGCCGGCGAUGGAGAGAAUGUAGUUGUGACGGGUUAUGAAUCACCGUACAGCGUCAACCAGAGAGAUCUUUUGGUAACAACAACGCCGACCUCCUCUUCCACUUCCGGUGGACGAAGUUCCCAUCUUCAAUUACAGCAUAGUCCGAUUAUGAGCCCGCACUCCGGGUCAGCUGGAUCAGUAUCGUUAAACUCGCCAGGCAGCUGUAGUAUGGUUAACCAGUCGGUGGUAACGUUGCCGCCCAUAAAUGGUGCGAUGGUACCGCUAUCAGCCGCCUCGCUCGGAAGUAGGGGUAUCGUUGAUAUUUCACCAUUGCAUAGAGAUGCUGUAGUGGUAUCUCUUACUCCAUCGCCGCCGCCGAGCGAUAUGGUCGGAACGGCCACCACACUACUUGCGAUUCAUCAACCGACAGUUCAUAUGCAUCAGCAGCAUCACCAUCACCAACAACAACAACAGCAGCAGCAACACCAAUUAGUCACUGGGGCACAGCAACAUUUAGCACAACAUCAGCAACAUCAUGGCAAACACACGCAUCCUGUAACCAGUGACUGUAGUCUUAACGUUAGUCUGAACAGCAGCAGCAGCAACCUCCGCCUGACCAAUGUUGUGGGUGGGCAAAAUGUUAUUAGCAACAAUAAUAAUUUGUGCAAUAUGGGGCAGCAAUCCCGCCAACAAACACAGCAACAAAGUCAAAGCGAGCAACAGCAUCAAUUGCAGCUCAACCUACAGCACGUAACAAGCAGUAAUAACGGCAGUAACAGCUCGAGUGGUUCAAGUGGUGGCAACGCCGGCGCCGGAAGCAGUAGCAGCAGCAAUGGUGGCGGCAGUGCAGCUGGUGGCCUCACUGGCAGUAGCGACAUGGAGGAGAUUAAUACCAAAGAAUUGGCGCAGCGAAUUUCAGCGGAGCUGAAGCGUUAUAGUAUUCCGCAAGCGAUAUUUGCACAGCGAGUGCUUUGUCGUUCACAAGGUACUCUCUCCGAUCUACUACGCAAUCCAAAACCAUGGUCAAAGCUCAAGUCCGGGCGCGAGACUUUCCGACGCAUGUUUAAGUGGCUUCAAGAGCCUGAGUUUCAGCGCAUGUCGGCGCUACGUAUGGCAGCGGCUCAGUUACCUCAGCGCAGUAGCAGCAGCAGCAACGCCACAGUCGCUAUUGCUACUGGUGGUAGUGUUGGCGCUAGCAAUGUUAUCGUUGGUAAUAGCUCUAAUGGAGGUGGUAAUCAGAGUGGGAACGGCGUAUGCCGGCGCAAAGAAGAGCUACAUAUAGAGCAUAUGCCACAACCAAAAAAGCCGCGACUAGUCUUCACAGACCUGCAAAGGCGUACACUCCAAGCAAUUUUCAAAGAUCGCUGAUCUUAAGACGAGUAUUUUGGGAAAUUCGAUGGGACAACUUUUUUCUUUCGGCCUAAAUAACGUAUACGCACAUAUGUAAAGUUGAACUUCUGAGAUUAAAAAUCACACCUCCUCGUACAUGAAAAAGUCGAGUGUACGAUAAUAGAGCUCAAUUGUAACAAAAUAUUUAAAAAAAUUGAUAUUUAUAGACAGGUCGGGCUUGUAGAACUAGAUCUUUCCAAAGCCAUAAGUAACUUUUCGGUCCAAUUUCGCCGUAUUUCCCACUAUUCAUGAGUGUGUGAGUAUGAAUGAGUUAAAUAGUUGGUGGCUCUAUGUUUAAGAUUUCCACUGCGUCCGACGCACAGUGGGAAAUUCUCAACUGAUUUUGUUCAAAAAAAGGCUGGAAGAAUAAAUGUUUAACCGAACUGAAUAAUUUUUUUUUUAAACUUGGAACGGAUUCUAGAAAACAUUGUCUAGGUCCGAACAAAUAAAAAAGGUUUUGAUUUUUAUCAUCAAACGGUAAAAGUCGCAAAAUAAAAAAAGAGGGACCAUCAAACAAAGAGCAAUAUGCUUUUUGGUAACCAAUUUAAGAUUUUGAAGGAGACCAAAACGUUUUUAAGGUAUCGGAGUUCGAUUCCGAUGAUAGAAUCGUGAAGGUCAAAAUGGGACAUCCAAUAUAGCAGAUGCAAUAAGGCUGCUAUCCAAAACUCGUAUCCUUUGCAUUUUUGUGGACAAAGUGAUUAUUAUUAACUUUAGAUGAGACCAAGGCCGGAAUUAAACAAAAUACACAAAAAUUAUGUUGGUUUAGUUAUUUGGUCGAUAUUUUGACUUCAGUCUGAAGUCGUCGUCAGGAAUGUAAAAAAAAAUAUACAUAUACUUUCACAUGUAACAUAAACACAACUUACUUUUACAUCUUCGCCUGGUCGAAUAGUGCAUAACCAAUAGACAUAAACAUUAAAAUAUACAUAAAAUCCCAAUUAGCCAAACGACUUCGUAACGCCACUCUAACUGGGAAUAGAAAAAAAAAUUAUUUUUUAACGCUAAAGCUCCGUUUCAACCGUCGAAAGUUAAGACUUUCCAUAAGUGCUUGUUAUUUCUAAAACUACGCAUUAUUUUAAGUGAAUCGCGGAGAAGAUUUUGAUCAAAAAUAUUUACUUGUCAGAACUGUUUUGAUAUGGAGCUGAAAGCUGAAGGUAUGUAG